Messenger RNA from Asparagus officinalis (garden asparagus), 1386 nucleotides. RefSeq lists its product as uncharacterized. Lineage: Eukaryota; Viridiplantae; Streptophyta; Magnoliopsida; Asparagales; Asparagaceae. The transcript is spliced from 6 exons. Gene Ontology annotation, molecular function: ubiquitin-protein transferase activity. The record is from RefSeq and is a predicted model, not a curated record. Gene Ontology annotation, cellular component: nucleus; Smc5-Smc6 complex. Gene Ontology annotation, biological process: DNA damage tolerance; double-strand break repair via homologous recombination. The coding region runs from base 192 to 1208 and encodes 338 amino acids.
UCCCGCCACAAGAAACCAAAGAGGGCAAAAAAUAAAAACCCUAGCUUUUCAAAAACCCCUCCAGUCGAAAUCGCCCUCUCAAUCCCUCGCUCGGACCCCUUCCAAUUUCUCAUCCCCUCUCAAAAAGCGAGGGCUUCCUCGUGCCCACUAAGCCUUUAUCGGAUCCAUCGGUUGGAAUUGAGAGAAAGGGGAUGUCGCAGUUGAGUUGGAAGCAUCAUGCCCUAAUCCAAGCCUUGCUCUCUCGCGGCCCUUUGAAGGAAUCGGAGUUCCACAAAGUCUUCUACGAGAUCACCGGAAGAAAUCCGGUUGAACAUCAGCAGGCCUUCAACGAUUCGCUGCGGAAGAUAAAUAAGGAGCUGGGUUACGUGAAAUUCGAACUUCGAGGGUGCAGAAAUCAGUAUGAUGGGAAAGUAUACUAUGGCGUGGUUAAUACCUUAGCUGACGAGCAAUCGAAGCUCGGAACGAAGUAUUCGGUACCACAGAUUGCGUUCUACAAGGCUAUUAUAGAAGCAAUUGUUCAGGACAUAACAACGCAAGGUCACAUCACAAAUAUUGGAGCCCUCAAUUUACGGCUUGAGUAUCAGGUCCAAGGUGGGCAAGAUUCACAGGGGAGUCAAUCUCGCGUCCCUGCUGCAUUUAAAAGUUUUUCAAUAUCUCAGAAGGAGAAAACUCUGAAUGAUCUUAUACAAGAUCAAUGGCUGUGCUAUACCUCAGAUGGUAGAAUUGGUCUCGGUGUUAGAUCCUUCCUUGAUCUUCGGAGCUGGUUCCGUACUAGUGAAAUUCCUUCAUGUGAUGUCUGCAAUGAAGCUGGUGUAAAGGCAGAGACAUGUCCCAACAUGGAAUGCGCGAUAAGGAUGCAUAGUUACUGUUUAAAGAAGAAAUUUUCCCAGCGGAAGGUCGCAAAAGUGUGCCCUAGCUGUAGCACGCCAUGGCCCAUUCCGGAAUCCUAUGAAGGAGAUGAAGAGGAGACAAAUGAAAGCACACAAGACAAUAGUCCUUCAAAUGAUCCGGUCACAAGAAAGAGGCUCAGAAUAGUGAAAGCAGAAGCAGUAGAUGCAGCUGCCAAUGCUCCUAAUGAUGGUCCAAGUCAAUCUGGCCCGUCUCUGAGGAAAAGGUUGAGGACUUGCAAAGCCGAAGCAGUGGAUGCCACAGAGUCUCAGGUUGAAGAAACACAGGGUCUGAGGAGAUCUCAGCGAUCGAGGCGUUAAAGUUUAUUAUGUUGUUUUUUUUUUCCUUUUGUUGCUUAUCAGGCAGACGAAAGUCCUGUUAAAUUACUGAUCUGCAAAUAUUACAAGAGUAUUGCAAGUUUUUGUUCUUGUUUUGUAAAUAUAACCUAGAUGCACCCUUAAGUGUUUAAGCUUAUAACAAGUUGCCUCAGUUUGUGUG